Molecule: messenger RNA, 946 nt
Organism: Diospyros lotus (date-plum)
Lineage: Eukaryota; Viridiplantae; Streptophyta; Magnoliopsida; Ericales; Ebenaceae
Product: MYB-like transcription factor EOBI
Exons: 3
Coding region: 85-741 (218 amino acids)
Biological process (GO): regulation of DNA-templated transcription
Cellular component (GO): nucleus
Molecular function (GO): sequence-specific DNA binding; DNA-binding transcription factor activity
Source: RefSeq, a predicted model, not a curated record
AAUAUAAAUAUACAGCAAGCUCUGGCACUUUAUGUUGAAGCAGAGCAUUAGUGUUGGAGACAAAAGAAACCCUUUUUUGCUUUUAUGUAUUGGGGAGUAAUGGCGUCAGAGGGGUGGAGGAAGGGCCCUUGGACUGCAGAGGAAGACAGGCUGCUCGUUGAGUAUGUCAAGCUGCAUGGUGAAGGAAGAUGGAACUCUGUUGCUACCCUUGCAGGGUUGAAAAGGAACGGAAAGAGCUGCAGAUUGAGGUGGGUGAAUUACCUGAGGCCAGACCUCAAGAAAGGGCAAAUCACUCCUUAUGAGGAGACCAUGAUACUUGAGCUGCAUGCUAGGUGGGGAAACAGGUGGUCAACAAUUGCAAGAAGCCUGCCUGGAAGAACAGAUAAUGAGAUCAAGAACUACUGGAGAACUCACUUCAACAAGAAGCCAAAACCCUCCUCCAAUGGCACCCACAAGUUGAAGGCGCCCCGGCUUCUCAGAAGGCAACAACAGCAGCAGCAGCAACUACUACAACUACAACAAGAACAGCAGAAUCAACAGCAGAUGAUGCUGAUGAUGAACCAAAUUAUGGACAUGAAGAUCAUGUCACUGGUGGUGGAAGAAGACAAUCAAAUUGCUGAGGAAGAAGGAGGGCUUUGGUGUUCAAUGUUGUCUACUGGCUGUGCUGCAGCUGCUGUCCCAGAAGGCACCUCAAAUCAUAUUGAGGAAAACCUAAUUUUGUGGGAUGGGUUGUGGGACUAAUUAAUUUAAUUUUUUGGGGGUUUUUGUCUUCUUGUUAGUGCUUGUCCUAGACUAGCUAGCUGCUGUUCUUGGGACAAAAAAAUAAAAAAGGUUCUCAAUCAGGCACCUAUGAAGUUUUAAUCAUUUGGAGGCAAGACUAGGUUCUCCAUCCAAUAAUUUUGUGCCUAUAUAUAUAUUUAUAUUAUAUAUUGCAUGGUUCAUGCCA